AUGGGACUGCUCCGAGACACCAUCGGGUCCGCCCUCUCGGGCCCCAGCGUCAACAAUGGCUUGAACGGACGAAAGCUGCCGCUCCGGGGAUCUAGAGCUUCGCACAACGACAGCAGGCGACCCUCCCCGGGAUCAACAGCCUACAGGUCGCCCGAGCCUCGACGCAGAGACCACAAGUACGACCAACAAGAAUACGGGACCUCGUCGCCGUACGACUCCAGAGACAACAACGGCCAGUGGCAGUACCAGCGUGAUGCGCACGGGUACAGGUACGAAGGCGAAGGACACUACCCGGGCCGCCGACAAUACUCAGCCCCGGAGAGACGUCCUUCGACCAGCAGGCAAACAUAUCAACCGUCCUCCCCUCAACGCAGGCAGAAAAAUGAAUACGAACAUCAAGAAAGGGAAAUCGGCCCUCCUCCGUCAUACAGUCUUUACCCAGUUCCGUCGUCCCCGGCACGCUUGACAGGAUAUUCCAACGACGAUGAAGGCCGUCGAAGCUUCACGGGCAACAACGCCGGACACCGAGAUGAUUAUCGUGAUCGUCAAGGCACUUCUCACCCGCGACCAAGGUCCAUCGAUCAGUCUCCCUACCGUCCGAGAGCGGGGCGUGACGUCGACCGACAGUUUCGUCCUCUCGCCCUGCCGCAGAUAGACUACCACGACUCAUCGCCGUUUCUGCGAGGAUACAGCGACGAGCUGCAGCGAUACGGAAUCUCGGAGCGGGCAUUUUUGGAAGUUCUGGAUGCCAUCAAUGUGGCCCGCAUUCCCAACCCGGAGGUGAAACUCUUUCAAGCAGGAGCAACCAUUGCCGGAUUUUUCGUACCUGGUGCUGCAGCCAUUGGGUUGAUGGCAGGGCAAGUGGGAGUCGGACUAGCAAGUCACUUUGGCCACGCGUCGCUUGUGAACAGAGUCCUCUCCAAAGCCAACCUGAACAUGUUUAUCCCGAACGGACUGGAAAUAUGUAUCUGCAAAGCAAAAGACGUCGACGGGGAACUCGGUCUCUCUCCGAACGAUGUACAGAUGCGAUUCGUUCCCGGUUCCUAUCCACAAGACAAAGUUGCUGCGUACGGUGACCUUCUUGCCCCCUUGACUAGCGUCCUGGGACCGGCGCAGAGCGGCGGCCGAAACGACCCAAUUGCCGGGGUAGGAAAAUUUCUAAACAAUCGGUCGGCGCAGAGGAAGGUGAAAGACGCUCAGAAAAACGACGCCGAAGGCAAGGAUAAGGGAAUGAGCCACAUCGAGAAUUCACUGAAAUGGAUAAUGGUGAGGAAAGCGUCGCCGGGUGCCGUCGAACACUGGCAGAUGACUCUGAGGAAGAGUGAUCAAGAGGCAGAGGCAGAGCAAGCCCAAGCACAACAACACACGACGACGUCGCCUCGGAAUCGACACCGGUAA
Exophiala spinifera is the source of this 1398-nucleotide messenger RNA. RefSeq lists its product as uncharacterized. The transcript has 4 exons. The record is from RefSeq and is a predicted model, not a curated record. Bases 1 to 1398 code for a protein of 465 amino acids. NCBI's taxonomy places the organism in Eukaryota, Fungi, Ascomycota, Eurotiomycetes, Chaetothyriales, Herpotrichiellaceae.